AUGUCGACAGGAGAAGAUUCGGAGGAAUCUCUAACAUCAUUGACUGAUGAUGAACAAUCUACAAUAAUCAAUGCCAAUGAAAAUUACGACGAUGACGAUGACGAUGAACGUCGUCAAUACUCCCAAGAGAAGAGAAAUGAACAAGACUUUAUACCAUUUUCAGCCCGCGGUGCACCGCCUGAUGAAUUGCAAGCCACGCAUGUCAAUCAUUAUCAUGAUUUAGAUCGUCUUACUGCGGUACCAAAAGAUGUUUCGAUUACACGUGCAUCACAAGCAUGGUUAUCUCAAUACGGUCUAGCCGCAAAUGGUUUGACAUUAAAAGAUCUCUUGACUAAAGGUAAAGUGUCUUUGCCUACGACCGAUAAAUCAGGUCGAGCAAUUCAACACAUCAGUUUUGAUUCGUUAACCAUUAAUGAUUUCGAAUGUCGUUUACAUACGACAAUUGAAACUGUAUCGAAUCGCAUCCGAUGGUUAUUGCAAGAUAGUCGGAAAGUCUUUGGCGUUGUUCAAGGUGCACGCGUUCUCGUUAUCCUAGAUUUUAGCUAUAGUCAAGCCAGUUUCGGACGCGGAGAGGAAUAUCAUAAACAUUUAUUAAGCUUAAUUGAUGAACAAUUAGUUCAUAAAGAACAAAUAGGUUUUAUCGCAUAUGGAACUGAAGUUGAUGCUCUAUGGAAAGGUGUUCGUGACGUCAACUCUCGUUCAUUGGACGAGACACGCGCUUGGCUAGCAACCUUGAAAUCAGCAUUUGGCUGUACCGAUGAAAAUUGCACUCAUAUGGACGGCGCAAGUCAAUGUGUAUUCAAAACAAGUGGUGGUAGUAAUUUAUUAAAAGCCCUACGUCGUGCAUCGUUGAUGUCUGAUUACGAUACACUUCUAUUAGUUGUUGGUAGUCUACCUGAUCAAAAUAUCGACAUUAUUGCUGAUUAUACAUCACAAUUGUUCUGUGGCGAAGACAUUCCACGCAUCCAUGCCGUAUCUUAUGACUGUAGCCAUCAUCUCGUCAAUGCAUUAUUGAAAACAAUGACUACAUCUGCAAGCACGUUUGCUUCGAUACGUUCACGACAAGCAUCAACAUCAACAGCACUGGUUGAACACAAUCCGUUGAGCGCUUUACAAAACUUGACCACUGAUAUACCUGAAACAAUUAAACAUACGUAUCAUUGUUACUCGCGUGAACAGCCUCAUCAGAUCUACAAUAGUACAGAUAUUCGUCUUCUUGUACGAGAAAUUCAGCGUUCUUAUGAUCUUUUGUCGCGCAUAAACGAAAUGCGACACGGCGCACUUGGUUCGGCUAUAAUUUCGAUUGAAAACGAAUUGACUCUCGAUAUGGCACAUUAUCCUCAAUCGAAGUUUCUACCACGUCCACCCAAUCAUGAACAACCAUUACGUUUUUCUCAACAUUUUAUUGAACAAUCACCGAUAAUCUAUGCUCGACAACCACGUUCUCUAUCAGCAGCAACAACCAACGAACGGAUGUCAUCGAUUCGGUCACAAGAUAAGUCGUCCAGCGUUCGUUUCAAUGAUAGUGUCAGCGUUGCCGGCCGAUCAGCAACACCAUCACACAAAUCCGCUAAUUCUUCUAGCAAAACUCGCGACUCAAGUGGAAGCAGACAGCAAACAGAUCCACCUCCAACUUUAUCAAGCAAUAAUCCAGCUGUCUAUCGUACGUCAGCUGAUUGGCUUUGUCAACAUGGUUUAUAUGCGAAAAAGCUAACAAUCUUUCAAGUUCUUGGACAUAACGCUUAUGCAGCACGUGAAGACUACAUUCCAAUACUUCGUAAAACUGUUACCUCUCAAAUAUAUGACCGUUCCAUGAUUCAAGUUGAUUGGCACGAUGGUACUACAAAGAAUGUUCAUGUCGAUCUCGCCGCUCUGUACGAUUAUCAGAAGCGAUUGAAAAAAGUGGUCGAAUUGUACGAACAGCGCAUGGAAUGGUUAUGUUCAUCAUCACGUAAAAUCUUUGGUAAUCUUGUUGAAAAUAAUAUCAUCAUAUUGGUGGACUGUUGCCAAGCAAAUCGUGAUUAUAUUAUACAUAUUCAACAUUCAUUGAGAUUGUUACUUGAACAGCAAUUGUUUGGCAGACGAUUUUUUAAUAUCAUUGCAUUUGGAACACCUCAUAAAGAUGGAUUACUAAGAUUCAAACCAACAAUGGUACAACCAAAUAUUGAAAACUUGCAACUUGCUUGGCAAUGGGUGUUACGAUUAAAUUGUGGUGGCACACGUAAUCUUCUCAAUGCAUUGCGUGCUAUUUACGAAAAUGAAGAAGAACGUAAACAUCAUAUUCAUCCAGAAGGCAUCUAUCUGUUAACAAGUGGCGUACCAGAUCAAACACUGGAUGUAUGCUGUGCAUAUGUCGAAGAAUGUAAUGUUGGUAGAUCGAUACAUUUGCAUACGAUCUUGUUCAAUAUUGACGAUUAUUACAUGUCCGAACAUGGUAUUCAGAGUAGUCUAUCAAUGACAGGAAGUGGUCGAUGGGCUAAUGCCACGAAAACAGCGGAAUUCAUGCGUGCAUUGGCAAAACACUCCGGUGGACGAUUUUUGUGGUUUCGCGAAACUGGAACUAUCGAAAGUGAUGACAUUAAAUUACUUCAAAAUGAAAUCGAGAAAGCUUGCCAGUUUUCCGAACAAGCAGCCAAUCUUGUCGAAACGGUUAAAUCCAAACGACGUGUCCGCGAAAGUGACAAUGCAAAUUCAAAGGCUUUGCCUAUUGAAAAUACAGACAAGGAAAAGCGUUCGGGACCGUUAGUUGUUCGACCAACAUUACUGAGUGCUGCCCGACAACAUCUCAAUGAUUCAAGUAAUAAUGGAGACGAACAACAUUGGAGACCAACGAGUACGAACUCAAAUAGAAAUCUAAUACCUGAAUGGCCUGAAGACAGACCUCUACGACAAGAUUCUGCACGUGCACGACGCCGAAAACAAAAAGCAGCGGCAGCAGCAGGAGAUUUAAAGCAAGAAUCGUUCUAUAUAGAUGGUCAACAUAACACAAAACUUUCGGUACUCAAAACUGAUUCAACAAGUGCAUCAACAGGAAAGAAAUCCGUACGAAAAUAUUCGCCAGGCCAUGUCCUACUUAUUCCAACAAAUGAAGAUAAUGAACCAUCACACGCUUGGUUAAGAAAACAUUCACUUGUUCGAUUGAAACUUGACCUACACAAAAUGGUUUCGGGACCAGAAUGUCGCCAUGACACAAUUACUGUUCCAAAUUUAAAAUCGACAUCAUCUGCUCGUUACUGUUCUGUAUUUCCAUCGAUUAAUAUCAACGGUAGUAUUCGCCAUUUACAAUUACGUCCACGAGAAUUAGAUGAUUAUCGUCGACGGUGCGAAGGUGUUCUUCGUCGUUAUUACAAACGCAUGCAAUGGUUAUUGAACGGCAGUCGUUUAACUUUCUCAACAAUCACUCAUAAGAACAUUCUUAUUCUUGUUGAUACAAGUGGUUCAAUGGAACCGUAUUUAGACUUCUUAAAGAAAGAAUUGGCUACGCUUGUCUGGGAACAAUUGUUUCCGAAUCAAAUUCAAUUUAAUUUUAUUCAAUUUAAUGACACCUAUCAAGCAUGGCGUGAAAAUCUGAUUUUUCCAACAGAAGAUAAUUGUCACGAAGCAUUGGCUUGGAUAAGUACAUUGAAAGCACAUGGAAACACUUGCAGCGAGCGCGUUUUACGAUACGCAUUUGAUUUUCAUCAAACUAAACAGCCAAUCGAUGCGAUUUAUUACGUUAGUGAUGGCAAACCUGAUCAUAGUACAACAUACCUCUUGGAACAAGUUCGUUUGAUGAACACGAUCGACAUGAAUACAACUGAAAACAAACGUAUUUCGAUCAAUACAAUCUCGUUCUGUUGCCAAGAUCUAGACGCAAACUAUUUUCUCAAAAGUCUCGCACAUGACAAUAACGGGCGUUACCAUCGUUCAACAAAUAACUCUCGCGAAUUACAUUUAUUCAUGCAUCGUUUACAAGAAGAUAAAACGUAUGAUUUAGAACUUGAUGAUAGUUUAUUGCCUGAACUUGAAAGCGAUGAUCUGAAAUAUCUGCUACGAGAAAUUGUCAAAGCCCGACUUUACUUGAAACAGGCAAUUACAUUCCGUUCACUGUAUAAUCAACAGCAGGAUGCCGCAACCCAUCGCACAGGUCAACCGCCAACGCAACAAAACGGACAAACUCAAGAUGAUAGUGUUUUGGUUGGACCGGCUCGUGUACCGAUGUCAGAAGCAUGGUUCAAUAAACGAUCGUCGAGCGUAUUUGCAUAA
Adineta ricciae is the source of this 4245-nucleotide messenger RNA. Lineage: Eukaryota; Metazoa; Rotifera; Eurotatoria; Adinetida; Adinetidae. The record is from the annotation of a GenBank genome assembly.